ACUCUAACGUUUUGGAAUUCCAAAAUGGCGGACGAGCCUCAAUAGAAUUUUUAGAACUUACAAUGCAAUUUUAUCGCUUCAUUUUUGGGCUGAUUUGUAAAUAGUAUGAAUGGGAUCGUAUGGCAGAACUGGAAGAAAGCGUAAGCGUAAAAGAGACGGUAAUUAUCAAAGGGAAUUGGGCGCAGCAGUGUUUGAACCUGGAUACAUUGAACUUCUGAAGUGGGCAAAGCGAAAUGGAAUCUCUUUCGGUAAACUGCGUCCAGCGUAUUUCCGACAGACAGGAAGAGGCUUGAUGACUUGUAGAAAGCUCUCAGAAGGUGAAUUAGUAAUAUCUGUUCCAGAGAAAAUGUUGAUUACGACAAAAACAGCGGAGAGGAGCCAGAUUUUGGAAACGUUCAUCAAAAUACAACCGAAACAUUCCCUGACAACGAUUCAGAUUUUAUGCGUUUUUAUUUUGUAUGAAAAAUUCCAGAGAGAAAGCUCUUUCUGGUACCCUUACAUUACAACAUUGCCCACAUCUUUUAACACUCCUGCUUACUUCAAGCCCGAAGAGCUUAGCACUUUGCCGUCGAGUUUACAGCAACAGUGUGUUACCCAGAUCCAAACUGUCCGUGAUUCUUAUGAAGAGCUGAAAGGAUAUCUUGAAUAUGAUACAACUAUGCUGGAUAAAACAUUUUUAGAUUUCUUGACUUUUGAUGAGUUUAGAUGGGCGUGGUUUGUAGUGAACACAAGGUCUGUAUAUAAAGCCAACAGCAUGGAUUUGUCACCAAGCAGCAAGUCGCAGAUGCAGGAUAACUAUGCCCUUGCUCCAGUUCUUGAUUUGUUGAACCAUAAUGACAUGGCAGAGGUCCAAGCUGGAUUCAACCAAGAAAGUAAACAUUAUGAAAUAAGCACUUUAACACCCUACAAGAAAGGAGCACAAGUUUUCAUUAACUAUGGACCCCAUGAUAACAGAAAACUGCUUUUAGAAUACGGCUUUAUUUUGCCACAGAACUUGCAUAAUACUGUUGCUUUCUCUGAAGAUCUUAUCUACUCAGUUGUUCUACCAGAUAUAUUUGGUAUUUCAAGAAGAAAGAGGGAAAUAAUUGCAGUUAAUGACCUACACAAGGACUUGUGUUGUUCUGAGGGAAGUGGUUUGUCAUGGAAUCUACUUGUCUUGUUGAGAAUUCUUGCAAUGAAGGAGGACCACCUCAAAAGACAUUGGCAAAGAGUCUUGACUGGUGAAUUUCUUGGAGAGGAUGUUGAAAAUAGAGUUUUGCAGUGGAGGCAAUGCUUAAUUGAAAAGGUUCUAGUAUGUAAUGAGUUAGAUGAAAAAGAUAUUGCUAAAUGCUUGAGUUCAGAUACCCAACAAUCUGAAAAUGUGAAGUUGGCUUUGAGCUUAAGAAACCAAGAGAAACAGAUCCUGCAAAAUGCCUUGGACAUGAUAAAGAUUCCUGGAUGAAAGUCUAUGGAAAAAAGGAAUGGGUAGCCACACAAUUUGAUGUUCUGAAUUUUAUUCUUAAAGCACUACUUAAUAAUUAACAAUUAUUUGCCAGAGGCGAGGUGAAUAUCGUCGAAUAAUCCCCGAGACGAAGUCGAGGG
Stylophora pistillata is the source of this 1581-nucleotide messenger RNA. Its product is annotated as SET domain-containing protein 4. Lineage: Eukaryota; Metazoa; Cnidaria; Anthozoa; Scleractinia; Pocilloporidae. The record is from RefSeq and is a predicted model, not a curated record. Gene Ontology annotation, biological process: peptidyl-lysine trimethylation; peptidyl-lysine monomethylation. Gene Ontology annotation, molecular function: protein binding; protein-lysine N-methyltransferase activity.